AAACCCUCUUCACCUCUUUCUGCUUCGCUCCUUCCAUUUCUAUCUGAAAGCCUACGGUUCGGUUACACAAUCCAAAUCCGAUUAACCGGUGCAGUGACUGGUUCUUCGGAUUGCUUCCGUCACCUUCGAUUAUAACACGAUGUCGUAUCGACCUACCGGAGACUCGAGGACCGAGGUCCGUCGGAAUCGAUACAAGGUGGCCGUGGAUGCUGAAGAAGGUCGCAGAAGGCGAGAGGAUACCAUGGUCGAGAUCCGCAAGAACCGUAGGGAAGAGAGUUUGCAGAAGAAGAGGCGCGAGGGCUUCCAAUCUCAGCAGAUGUCUGCAUCAGUUCAAUCUACUCCAGUAGAGAAGAAGUUGGAACAGAUACCAUCCAUGGUUACAGGUGUUUGGAGUGGUGAAAAUAACCUACAGUUUGAGGCAACAACUCAGUUCCGGAAGUUGCUUUCAAUUGAACGUAGCCCACCAAUAGAGGAGGUUAUUCAAUCUGGGGUAGUUCCACGCUUUGUUGAGUUCUUGAUGAGGGAGGAUUUUCCACAGCUGCAGUUUGAGGCAGCUUGGGCUUUGACUAAUAUAGCUUCUGGAACAUCUGAAAACACUAAGGUAGUAAUUGAUCAAGGUGCUGUUCCAAUUUUUGUUAAGCUUCUUGGUUCUCCCAGUGAUGAUGUUCGUGAACAGGCUGUGUGGGCAUUAGGCAAUAUUGCUGGAGAUUCUCCCAGAUGCCGUGAUCUUGUUCUCAGUCAUGGAGCUUUGCUUCCUCUAUUGGCACAAUUGAAUGAGCAUGCCAAGCUGUCUAUGCUCAGAAAUGCUACAUGGACCCUUUCAAACUUCUGCAGGGGGAAGCCACAGCCUACUUUUGAUCAGGUUAAACCUGCACUUCCUGCUCUUGCCAGUCUUAUCCAUUCAAAUGAUGAAGAAGUCUUGACCGAUGCCUGUUGGGCACUUUCAUAUCUUUCUGAUGGUACAGAUGACAAAAUUCAAGGGGUAAUUGAUGUUGGUGUUUGUAGCCGACUUGUUGAGCUUCUACUGCACCCAUCCCCUUCAGUGCUUAUUCCUGCUCUUCGUACAGUUGGAAAUAUUGUCACUGGAGAUGAUGUGCAGACACAGGUUAUCAUCAACCAUCAAGCUCUUCCAUGUCUUCUGCAUCUCUUGGUUAAUAAUUAUAAAAAAAGCAUCAAGAAGGAAGCAUGUUGGACCAUAUCAAACAUCACAGCUGGGAAUAAGCUGCAGAUUCAGGCAGUAGUUGAGGCUAAUAUAAUUGGUCCUUUAGUCCGUUUGCUUCAAGAUGCUGAGUUUGAUAUCAAGAAAGAAGCUGCUUGGGCUAUGUCAAAUGCUACAUCGGGUGGAACUCAUGAACAAAUCAAGUACCUUGUAAAUCAAGGGUGUAUUAAGCCCUUGUGUGAUCUUCUCAUAUGUCCCGAUCCUAGGAUUGUGACAGUUUGUUUGGAAGGGCUUGAAAACAUAUUGAAAGUAGGAGAAGCUGAUAAAGUUGUUGGCAAUACUGAUGGUUUCAAUCUAUAUGCCCAAAUGAUUGAUGAUGCUGAGGGGUUGGAGAAAAUUGAGAACCUCCAGAGUCAUGACAAUAAUGAGAUUUAUGAAAAGGCAGUGAAGAUUCUCGAGACAUACUGGUUGGAGGAAGAAGACGAGACUAUGCCUCCAGGGGAAGGUUCUCAAUCAGGGUUUAAUUUUGGUGGCACUGAUGUGCCCUCAUUGCCUUCUGGUGGAUUCAACUUUAAUUAGAAGGAGUUUUGGCUGGUCUAUCAGGGAAGUCCUCCAGUAUGACAGUCCAACAGCUGGGGGUCAAGUCAGUGUCUUUUCAUUGUCCGUGGUCCUACGAGGUGUAACCUUGGAUAAUUGAGGGUUGCUGGACCGGCUUGGGUUUUUGAAAUGGCUGGUUUUACAUACAUCAUGGGGACAGAUGGGUUGUGGCUUGAUUUUGUUGCCACUGUAGAGUUAAAAUACUAGUUUUGGCUCUUAUAGAAUUGAUGUUGAGUUUUGUAAUUUUUCCUUGCAUUGAUUGGGGUCAGUAAGUACUAAUGAUUCUGCUUGUUUUGGCAAAUACCAAAUGCUAUCUUUUUCUUCAUUAUAGUUAUUGUUACAAGGAAAGUUGGAGUUUUUCUUUUA
Gastrolobium bilobum is the source of this 2122-nucleotide messenger RNA. RefSeq names its product importin subunit alpha-like. The transcript has 11 exons. Bases 140 to 1738 code for a protein of 532 amino acids. Gene Ontology annotation, biological process: NLS-bearing protein import into nucleus. The record is from RefSeq and is a predicted model, not a curated record. Gene Ontology annotation, molecular function: nuclear import signal receptor activity; protein binding. NCBI's taxonomy places the organism in Eukaryota, Viridiplantae, Streptophyta, Magnoliopsida, Fabales, Fabaceae. Gene Ontology annotation, cellular component: cytoplasm; nucleus.